ACCCCUGUAAACCUUCCACCAUAAAGGCCGCCAUAUUUUCACAUUCCCAAAAUGCUCUCACCACCCGCACUGUUUUUUCCACCACACACCACUACUUAAGAGAUCGCACACGUUACCCAAGUUACAUAUCACCUUUGCUAGAAAAUCAACCGGAAAAUGUUGGAGCCGGUGAACAACGAGAACGAGGAGGAGCUUUCACUGCUGUCUCCGAACAGAAAUGGUGACGGGUCAUGGCGGUUAAACUUCAACUGUUAUCAGUUAUCACCAGAACACAAAGAGAAAAAACCGCCUCGUGGAAUCCAUGAUUGCUACGGAGUUUUAGGUCCUGAAGAUGAUGUAGCUGAGUUCUAUCAGCAGCAGGUGGAGAUGCUCAAGGGCUUCAAUGAAAUGGAUGCCUUGGCAGAGCGUGGAUUUAUUCCUGGAAUGUCAGAGGAAGAGAAGGAAAAUUUGGCUAGAAGUGAGACCUUUGCGAUUAGAAUAUCUAAUUUUGCAAACAUGGUUCUUUUUGCUGCCAAGGUUUAUGCAUCUGUCAGAAGUGGUUCAUUAGCCAUCAUUGCAUCCACGUUGGACUCUCUUCUUGAUCUUCUGUCUGGCUUUAUCCUGUGGUUUACUGCAUUCUCUAUGCAAACACCAAACCCUUAUCAGUACCCCAUUGGAAAGAAACGCAUGCAGCCAUUGGGAAUUCUUGUUUUCGCCUCUGUCAUGGCAACUUUAGGAUUGCAGAUUAUAUUGGAAUCAGUACGCACAUUGCACUCAGAUGAGAAUGACUUUAAUCUGAGCAAGGAGCAAGAGCGCUGGGUUGUGGGCAUUAUGCUAUCAGUGACCUUGGUUAAACUUGUGCUGAUGGUUUACUGUCGCUCCUUUACUAAUGAGAUCGUCAAAGCUUAUGCCCAGGAUCACUUUUUUGAUGUUAUUACUAAUAUCAUAGGCCUAAUUGCUGCACUUAUGGCUAAUUAUAUGGAAGAAUGGAUGGAUCCUGUUGGUGCAAUAAUUCUGGCCUUGUACACCAUUCGCACAUGGUCAAUGACUGUGUUGGAGAACGUGAAUUCUCUAGUUGGGAAAUCCGCUACACCAGAUUAUCUACAAAAACUCACAUACCUAUGCUGGAACCAUCAUAAGGCCAUUAGACACAUUGACACGGUUCGGGCUUACACCUUUGGGUCUCACUACUUUGUCGAGGUUGACAUAGUCCUGCCUUCGAGCAUGCCCUUGCAGGAGGCUCAUGACAUUGGAGAAUCUUUGCAAGAGAAGCUCGAAUUACUCCCAGAGAUUGAGCGUGCCUUUGUCCACCUUGAUUAUGAAUACACCCACAAGCCUGAGCACGCUCAGUCACACUCAUAGUGGCAAGUGAAUAUGGUCUCCUCAUUACCACGUUGUGGUCUGUAUUUUGCGUCACCUUCUAACACGAUUCACCGUGAUCCAUGCAAGCUAAUCCAUUUGGAGGAAAGUGAUUGCUGACAGGGUUGCAUGCAGGAUGGUUGGUAAAUUAGUAGUAUAUUCCACUGGCCCAUGGGUUUUCAAAUUGGGAAACUUGGAAGCUCUUAAAUUUGGAGAAUAUAGACAAAUCUAGUACUGCUGUUUAGUGCCAGAUUCUCUAUUUGAGAAUCAAGGAUUUGUAUGGUAUAUCCAGUCGGCCUACUUUAUCCAUGUGCUGAUCUUUGUAUGGACGAGUUACCUGAUUCUAAAACUAUGAAAAAUGAGGUUCUCCUAUUAGCCAA
Populus nigra (black poplar) is the source of this 1718-nucleotide messenger RNA. Its product is annotated as metal tolerance protein 11-like. The record is from RefSeq and is a predicted model, not a curated record. Gene Ontology annotation, biological process: monoatomic cation transport; transmembrane transport. Gene Ontology annotation, molecular function: manganese:proton antiporter activity. Lineage: Eukaryota; Viridiplantae; Streptophyta; Magnoliopsida; Malpighiales; Salicaceae. The coding region runs from base 157 to 1341 and encodes 394 amino acids. Gene Ontology annotation, cellular component: membrane. The transcript has 6 exons.